Messenger RNA from Rangifer tarandus platyrhynchus (Svalbard reindeer), 300 nucleotides. NCBI's taxonomy places the organism in Eukaryota, Metazoa, Chordata, Mammalia, Artiodactyla, Cervidae. The record is from the annotation of a GenBank genome assembly.
AUGAUGUUCAGUCAGUCCCCGAUAUUCCAGGGACAGGGAAUGGAAGCUGAGAAAUCCAAAUCACAGGCGGACGGGAGAAAUUCCGUGCGUGGAAUGAGUCGCAAGACUAAGCCCCGCUGGGUGAACCACAGGCUGGAGCGCCACACUUCUUCACCUCCAUCCCUGUUCUCGCUCCACGCCCACCCACAGCCCGCCAGCAUCGGAACGUCAUCGCCGGGUAGCCGGGUCGCGCGGCCCACGGAGUGGGAGCCGGAAGCCGAGCGAUCAGGCGCGCGGCGUCCCGGAACCGCGGGAGCCUGA